AUGGGUGAUUCGGAAUCUCCAAAGUAUGUCGGCUUUUCCUCCUCGACCCAAGAGGCCCCCGACGCUUCGCCUAUACCUAUACCUGCGACGCUGUCGAGGAGGAUCUUUAAGGGAAAUCCGAAUAGUGACUCUUACAGCUCCAUGAGCAAUCUCUUGGCAUCAUCAUGCUCGAGCGAUUAUGACAAUUGGAUCAAGGGCUUCUAUGCUAGUAGAAUCAAUGAGAUUUUGCAGUUCAAAAGCACCAGUCAUGUUAUCACUCCACCCUGUGACAACGAUUGUACAGAUGUGGAUGAUAUCAUCGAACCGUGUCUCUUGGAUUGUCACACAGAAGAAGGUUUUGUAAAGACUGCCACCCACUUGAUUUUACACAAGAUAAGGACCAAACAGGCAAAGUCACCGACAUCAAUGGUAACCAUUGGAUUAUCUGGAGGAUCAACACCAAGGGAGAUAUUCAGUUUUAUGGGUAGAUUGCAAGAUCUGGAAAUAGACUUUAACAGAAUCAUCAUAUUCGUCGUAGAUGAACGCUACGUUCCAACAGACGAUGAAAUGUCCAAUAUUAGGCUGAUAAGAAACACCCUGCUAAAGUAUUGGCCCAUACCAGAAUCAAACAUUAUAUUUCCCGAUACAAGCUUACCAUUGGAAGAGUGUGUUAAAAAAUAUGAAGAGGAUUUAGAGAAAAUAUUUGGAGUUGUAAACAUUAACAAAGUCAAAAGUGAACCUGGAGAUGAUAGUAACCCCGCCUGGAAGGCUGUUUUUCCAAUUAGACCUGACUUGAUUACGCUGGGUAUAGGUGCCGAUUUCCACAUUGCUGGUUUAUUUCCAGAGUACCUCUCAACACUAGACGCAGCGUAUGUUACGGAUUGUGUUCAUCGUGUAAUGGUAACGUAUACUGAAACUGCUGUUGUCAGGGAGCGUAUAACCUUAUCGCUUCCAUUUUUGUGUUGCGCAAAGAGCAAGCUGUUCCUCUUGAAGGGAGAACGCAAAAAGCGUAUUUGGACGACAAUGAUUCAAUACAGACAUGUGGAUCCAAUUAGAUUCCCGGCCACUCAAAUAUUUACUAGGCCAGGGUGCAUUGCUGUAUUGGAUUCUUCAACGAUAAGAAAGGUUAGGCUCAAGAUACCAUUAGACCAGACUGACUAUCUCACAUUUCUAUUGUUUGGAAGCACAGGUGAUUUGGCAAGGAAAAAGCUAUAUCCUGCACUUUUCCACCUGUUUUACCUUGGGUUCCUCCCUAACAAGUUUCACAUUCUAGCUAUAAGCAGAUAUGAGGAAGAUUUUGAUGCGUUCUUCAACAAAAUGUCUGAGGAUAUUUUUGCAUCAAUAAAUACAAAUCUUUAUUUAAGGGAUCCAGCUGUACGUUUUGACUAUCCUACAGUCAUUUCUGAAUUUAAAAACAAGUGUAGUAGAAUAAAGGCAACGUACAGUGACCCAGAGUCUAUCCAAACUUUGAUGGCAAAAAUUGCGGAAAUAGAGGCUGGGGCAGCUGUUUCUCAUCGUAUGGUCUAUUUAGCUACCCCUGCAGAAGCGUAUGAACCGAUUAUGAAGAUGGUUACAUCAUGUUGUAAGCCAAAGAACGGAUGGUUCCGUGUGCUUUUGGAGAAACCCUUUGGACGUGAUCUAUCAUCAUCGUUAUCAAUUCAAGCAGGUUUAAACAAGUAUAUUGAACCUGAAAAGGUGUUUUUGAUCGAUCAUUAUCUGGGUAAACCAGUUGUAGCAUGCAUAAUUUCAUCCAAAAAGUCACCGAGAUACUCUCCGCUUUUCAACAGGAAAUACGUAAAAAGUGUUCAUAUAAAGCUAAAGGAGGAAAUUGGAUCGUUUGGAAGAUCUUAUUUUGAAAGCUACGGUAUUAUCCGUGAUAUGAUUCAGAAUCAUGGGUUACAAUUACUUUCUUUAAUCGCAAUGAACCAUACAAGCGGCUCUAAGAAAUCGAUUGCGCAAGAUAAGUUGAACGUUCUCAAAUGUAUUAGAACCGUAACAUUUGACGAUGCCGUAAUCGGUCAAUAUACCGAUAGUCUUGAUGGCAAGAAAUGCGCUUAUAGAAAAGAACCUGGUAUUUCUCAAGACUCUUUGUGUAAUACUUAUUGUUCCUGCGUCAUGUGGAUUGAUAAUGAUGAUUGGAGGGAUGUUCCAUUCAUCAUCACAGCAGGAAAGGGUCUAGACGAGAGGCUCUGUGAAGUUAGCCUCAAUGUACAUGAAAAUGAAAUUGAGGAAUUCUGCGAAGGAUUCAAACCUAACAAACUUGUAUACAGAGUACACCCUGAUCCAUCAGUUUUCUGGGCCAAGGGCUCAAACGAAAUCGACGUUGGUGAAGUUAAGGAAAAUGCAGCUAGUGAUGUCGAGGCUGAGGCCACAAACAAGGAAGAAAGAAUACUUAGAGACGUAGAAUAUACUGCCACAAAGAGAACAAUUGAAGGAGCAUAUGAGAUUUUGUUCUACCACGCAUUUAGUGGCAGAAAGGAUUCGUUCCCAACCAUUGAUGAAGCUAAUGAAUCAUGGAGAAUACUAACACCACUAAUUGAUGAAAUAGCAGAAAAGAAAGUAGUACCAAUAUUUUAUCCUAGAGGAUCUGCGGGACCUGGUGAAGCUAAUCGCUUAUUUAAACUACUAAGUUAA
Molecule: messenger RNA, 2613 nt
Organism: Theileria equi strain WA
Lineage: Eukaryota; Apicomplexa; Aconoidasida; Piroplasmida; Theileriidae
Product: glucose-6-phosphate 1-dehydrogenase, putative
Exons: 1
Coding region: 1-2613 (870 amino acids)
Biological process (GO): pentose-phosphate shunt, oxidative branch; glucose metabolic process; pentose-phosphate shunt
Molecular function (GO): glucose-6-phosphate dehydrogenase activity; 6-phosphogluconolactonase activity; NADP binding
Source: RefSeq, a predicted model, not a curated record